CUUACUACAACUACCUACUUAUUAUACUUAAUUUAAUCAUACCUUUAUUCAAUCCUAACUUGUCAGAUGCCUUUCAAGCGCAGUAGUUUCAGAAAUCACUGCACAUUCUAGGUAGUACUUUGUCGCAGUAACAUGCCCCGGUAGGUUACAAAUGUGAAUUUGAAAAGUAAAACAAUGCCAAACAAUGUCUCCAGCCGCUUUUGAGGCCGAAUGCAUCUUUAUCAAAUAUGAUAACCAGCGAAUCCCAUGCCCAAAUAUCACAUUAUAAUUUCAUAAUUUUCCAAAAAGAAACAUGCAGGGGAUCGUCCAAAUUACAUAUGGUGAGUGUGGGUGUGAGAUGUAAAGCGCGAUGACACCGAGUAUUUAACACUAAGAGUCGCCCGCGCCGCCCGCUCAGUCGCACGCCGCCCGCGACCCAUACGCAGGCUCUCGCGGAAACUUAUCUAUCAUCUAAAACCUUAUUCUAGAGCUGCUGAUGAAUUAAGCUCCCUGGUAUGGGGUGGAACACGGUUCUCUGGUGUGCACUGUGGUUGUUAUGUACACACACAGUCGCGUCCCCGCGAUCAGACAAAUUAUCCUUCGUGAGAAGUGCCGUGGAGACGGUGCCUGAACAUGACCCAAUACCUGCGCCUAUACGAGCGUCAGUUGAAAGCAUUCCUCUGAGAAGUCUUCGAGAUGAAGGGGAUGAAAGACUGCCAUUGCGUGAUGCAGUAGAAAAGAGACCCAUUGAAGUAUUAAGCGACGAAUCCUUGCGCGUAAAUGUAGAGGACGUUGAAGAUAUUCCAGUAGGAGAUACGGACAACCUCAGACAAUAUUAUGGCGCUGCAAAUUACUUGAACAAGUUCCAGCUGGGAAAUGCUAAUCUACAAGAAAUGCAGCAGACGCCUACUGGUCCAGCCACAAAGAGACUAAUAGUGUGCUACGUGGAGUCAUGGGCAGCGUACCGGGUGCCUCCGCUGGCGUUCACCGCGGGCCUAGUACCUCAGACCUGCACCCACCUCCAUUAUGCCUUCGCUGUGAUGCAUCCACACACCUAUGCUCUGAUGCCGGCAAAUGAAGAUUAUGAUAUAAUUAAGGGCGGGUACCGAAUUGCAGCAGGUUUAAAGCGAAGAAAAACAGGCCUGAAAGUGAUGUUAAGCGUCGGAGGCGACGGAACCGAUCGGCUGUUCAGCGAGAUGGUGCAGGAGUCCAAUAGACGAAGCAACUUCAUAGACAGCGCAGUGAGCUUCUUGAGGGAACAUGACUUUGACGGUCUCGAUCUUCACUGGAUUUAUCCAGGUGAACGAGAUGAAGAAGAAAAAGACAUGUUUACAUCCCUGCUGUACGAACUGCGAGAAAAAAUGUCGCCAUACGGACUUCUACUUGCUACGGUCUUACCUCCAUUCAGGUAUCAGAUCGAAGACGGAUAUGACCUAGCUGCCGUCAGCGGCGCGGCCGACUACGUGACUCUGCAGGCGUGGGACAUGACGCAUGGGAAACGGGACGAGCCUCCAACGAAGGCUGUCCAGCAUAGCGCCCUCCACCGCGACCCUGGCGCUGCGUCUAGGGACCAGCGAUACGAUAACAUUGAAUUCAUGGUUAAAUAUAUCCUUCGUCAUGGCAUGGCUCCCGAGAAGCUAGUACUCGGGGUGCCUUUAUUCGGCCGGAGCUACACUCUGGCGAGCUCCACGCUGACUUCGCCCGGGGCGCCCAUCAGCGGUUGGGGCCAAGAGGGGCCUUAUACGCAAACUAAAGGACUCCUAGCUUAUUUUGAGAUAUGCAUAGCUGAACGCGAAGGUAAAGGCGUAACCGGGACUGACGAAGCCGGUAAUGCUUACGCAGUUUUUGAUGACCAGUGGGUUACAUAUGAUUCACAAACAACUAUUGCCGAAAAGAUGAGAUUCGUCAUGAAUUUAGGCUUGGCUGGAGCAGCGGCCUGGGCUAUAGACAUGGAUGACUUCCGUGGACUCUGCGGCUCUCCCUUCCCCUUACUAAGCACAAUUUCUACAAUGCUAAGCAAUGAACCCGUCCAAAGUGAUCAGUCUUCCUUAAAAAUUGGAUCCUGUGAGUCGAUGAUGCCUUACUUGGCGUCGGAUGAAGAGUCUUGCGCCCAUUUCCACUUCUGCACCGGCGGUAUUAACUUCAGGAUGGUUUGCGAAGAUGAACGUCUUUACGAUCCUUCCACGGGUUUCUGCGGACACCAGGAUGUUACCAAGUGUCUACCGGGUCAAAGCCUUAGGAUCAGCGUGGAGGAAGCAGCACGACUAUUACCUCAUGCAUAUGAUAAUGAUUUCGAGUGGAGUGACCAAGUAAAUCAUGACAUGAUGAUGAACACAGAACCAGUUCAAUUAAUUUCAAUGGCCGAAAAUUUCAAAAAGAAAAAAGCACACCAGAAGAAAACUUUUGGGAAUCACUCAAGAAAGCGAAAUCAGGAUGAAGACAUUUUUGCUACAUAUAAUAUCAAUUCAAGAGUACCAAGAGAAGGUCCCGAAAACAACAAACGAGUGGUGUGCUACAUGACCAGCUGGGCUUUCUAUCGGCGCGGCGACGGUAAAUUCGUUCCGGAGCAAAUUGAUACCAGACUUUGCACACACAUAGUUUACGCCUACGGGUCACUGUCACCCGAUGAGCUCGUCGCUAAAGAGUUCGACCCGUGGACUGAUAUUACCAACAAUUUAUAUGAACGUGUAACAUCUCUGAAAGACGUGACAGUCCUACUAGGAUUGGGAGGGUGGACAGACUCUGCCGGCGACAAAUAUUCGCGCCUAGUAUCUUCGAGUGCUGCACGAACUAAGUUUACAGAAAAGCUGGUGUCUUUCUUACGCAUGCAUAACUUCAGAGGUCUUCACUUAGACUGGAACUAUCCGGUUUGCUGGCAGAGUAAUUGUAAGAAGGGCGCAGCAUCUGAUAAAGCGAAUUACGCAAAAUUAAUACAGGAACUGUCUAAAGCUUUGCACGGCGCCGGAAUGGAACUAGGUGUAGCGAUAUCUGGAUAUAAAGAAGUGAUAGAAGCGGCAUACGACCUUGCUACUAUUUCUAAAGCCGCCGACUUCCUAAGCGCUAUGACGUAUGACUACCAUGGUGGGUGGGAAAGCACUACUGCGCACCACACGCCGUUGGUGCCUUCUCCGAAGGACACAAUCCCGCACUACUCUAUCGAGUACGCCGUGAAAGCUCUUAUCAGCGGAGGCGCAGACCCAAAAAAAAUACUCCUAGGUUUGUCAUUCUACGGCCAGACGUACAGACUCGCCACGACUGGCUCCAGUGGCCCGGGCUCUGCAGCAUCCGGCCCCGGCGAGCCCGGCGAAUUCACCAAGCAGCCCGGCAUGAUGGCCUACUACGAAAUUUGUUACCGAGUUAAAAAUCUGCGAUGGAAGACAGGACGCCAAGACAGAGCCGGUCCCUACGCGUAUUCAGAAAAUCAAUGGGUGGGUUAUGACGACCCGAAAUCCAUAACUGAAAAGGUAGAAUGGGCUAUGCGCCAAGGUCUGGGCGGAGUGACGGCGUGGGCUAUGGAUCUAGACGACUUCAACAACCGUUGCUGCGGGGAGCCGUGGCCGCUGCUGCGGGCUGCGGGCCGCGCCCUCGGCCGGCCCGUGCCCCAGCCCGCGGGCGCCUGCGAGCGCCCGCCUCAGCCCAUCACGCCGCCACCGCCUACGACAACCACCGUUGCGUCUGAUGGAUCCGCUGGCGGUGAUCACGUCCACCCCGGUCAUGACCAUCCGACUACGCAGACCACCUGGCCCGCUUGGAAACCGGAGAGCACCACCGCUACCACGGCACAGACGUGGUGGUCCCAGCCCACUACCAUGAAGCCAACAUCCACAACACCUACGACCGCGCAAACAUGGUGGUCGCAGGCUACCACUACUACGAUGAAGCCCACUACGACUGUCAGAACGACUACUACAAGAAGGGCGACCACUCAAUCAUCACAAUCUGCGGAAGGCAAACCUUGCACUGCGGGCGAAUACCGUGAGGCAGCAGGCGAUUGCGAAAGUUACCUACAAUGCGAGGGUGGUGUUUGGCGUAAGCAUCGCUGCGCACCCGGCCUGCAUUGGUCCGCCGCUACCAAGCGCUGUGACUGGCCCAGCUUCGCCAAGUGCUCAGCGACUUCAAGCAGCGAAUCAACUACAGCUACGAGCACACUCGCACCGAUUACGGCACGACCCCCGCCUAGACCUACCACUACAAGCAUACCUACCACUACUACCAGAGCUACCACUACCACCAGACGCACCACUACUUCCACUACUACGACUACGCGUAGACCAACUACUGAAGCAGCAAGUUCUGGGGAUUCCAUGGACGGAACACCAUGCAACGGCCAAACAUACAAGCCCGUAGCCGGAGACUGCAACGCAUACUUGCACUGCGACGGCUCCGUGUGGCGCCGGCAGCGCUGUGCCCCCGGCCUGCACUGGAGCCCUACGCAGAACUAUUGCGAUUGGCCCAAAUACGCCAAGUGUGAAAGUUCGUCAAGCACUCCGGCUGUGUUGCCGACCCGAACAACUAUUCGACUCCCAACCAGACCCCCUACCACUCCUCAGCCAAGCAACAUCCCAGCCGAAGACAGCUCGUGCGGUUCUGGCGAGUCGAUGACGCCGGCCAGCACCUGCGACGCGUACUUGCUGUGCGUGGGCGGCCGCUGGCGCAAGCAGCAGUGCCCGCCCGGCCUGCACUGGGACAAGCGUACCAACCGCUGCGAUUGGGCAGAGUUCGCCAUGUGCGAUGUCAAACCCGGUGCAACGAAAACUCCGCCUACAUCCACCAAGAGACCACAACAAUGGACCACCUCGAAGAAGCCUACUGAAAACCUCACGACCGCGCCUUCGCGCUGCCAAACCGGCACAUACCACCCGCACCCUCAGUGCGAGAAGUUCUACGUGUGCGUGAACGGACAGCUGGUGGCGCAGAGCUGUGCACCCGGGCUGGUGUGGGGACCCAACGGCCAGUGCGACUUCCCGCGCAAGGACUCGUGCGGCGACCGCCGGAACAUGCACCCCGCCGCGCCCGUCUCCAUGCAGCUCCAGGACCAGACAAAAAUUUGUGAAAAUGGCGAAUACGCCAAGGUGGAGGGAGACUGCACUCGCUACAGACACUGUCUCUUUGGAAAGUUCGAGGAGUUCCCUUGCAGUGCUGGCCUUCAUUGGAAUGAGGAAAAACAAAUCUGCGAUUGGCCCAAGAGCGCGAAAUGUAAAAGCAAGAGUGGAAUGACAACAACAAGGCCGAUGGUGGAAACUCCUUCCAAACCCGCCAUUGAUCACGAGCACACGGAGCACUUUGAACCGGCACGUCCAGUUGUUUCCACACCCACUCCCACACAACCAGAAGUGCCUAAUAAACCAUCUCUUCUAAAAACUAAAUACAAGGUAGUCUGCUACUACACGAACUGGGCGUGGUACCGACCAGGGCUGGGCAAGUACGGACCGGAAGAUAUCGACCCAACUCUGUGCACGCACAUCGUCUACGGUUUCGCGGUACUCGGCAGCGAUGGUCUCAUCACGGCGCAUGAUUCUUGGGCGGACUAUGACAAUCGUCUAUACGAACGGGUGGUCGAGUACAAGCGCUACGGUGUCAAAGUAUCCCUGGCUCUGGGUGGCUGGAACGACUCCGAAGGAGACAAAUACUCCAAACUGGUGAACGACCCCAUCGCUCGAGCCCGCUUUGUCACGCACGCUGUUCAGUUCAUUGAGACGUACAAUUUCGAUGGACUUGACUUGGAUUGGGAAUAUCCUAAGUGCUGGCAGGUGGAUUGCUCAAAGGGCCCUGAUUCCGACAAAGAAGGAUUCUCGGAUCUAGUUCGUGAGCUAUCGGCGUUAAUGAAACCUAAAGGCCUGCUUUUGUCAUCUGCUGUGUCCCCCAACAAGAAGGUCAUAGACGAAGGCUACGAUGUGCCUGUGCUGGCAAGAUACCUGGAUUGGAUUGCUGUGAUGACCUACGAUUAUCACGGGCAGUGGGAUAAAAAGACUGGACAUGUGGCGCCACUGUAUUAUCACCCUGAUGAUGAUACUACUUAUUUCAACGCUAAUUACACCAUCCACUAUUGGAUGUCUAAAGGUGCGCCAUCAAGGAAGCUCGUAAUGGGUAUUCCGAUGUACGGACAAACAUUCACGACCGGGGUCCAGUGGGACACGGAUCCAGACCUGCUUGGUAGAAAAGGUGCUAUCGGGUUGAACGUGCCCGCUGUUACAGGAGGCGAGGCGGGCGAAUACACUAGGGCCAAAGGUUUCUUGGCUUAUUACGAGAUUUGUGACCGAAUUAGGAAUCAAGGAUGGAUAGUGGAAAAGGAUCCUCACGGAAGAAUGGGCCCAUACGCUUACAAAGGCAAUCAGUGGGUCGGUUUUGAUGACAUAGAUAUUGUUAAACAGAAAACGGAGUUUAUUAAGUCUUUGAAUCUUGGUGGCGGUAUGAUUUGGGCACUUGAUCUUGAUGACUUUAGAAACAGAUGUGGACAAGGAAAACACCCAUUGCUCAACACCAUCAAAAAAGGUUUACUUAAUCCAAAAAUAGAAUUGGAGCCCAUUCAUCUACAGCCGACCUAUUCAUCAACCACAAGCAGACCAUCGAUAGAUGACUAUGAUGAUCUUGAUGACAUAGAAGUAAGGCCCGGUUAUAACAAACCGACCUGGACAACUACCGUGCGCCCUAUGAGACCUACUUCACAAAUGAGCCCUAUUGUACAAACUACCAAAAAACCUACAGUACCACAUGUUGAAGAAAGAUACAAAGUAGUCUGUUAUUACACCAAUUGGGCUUGGUACAGACCUGGACCAGGAAAAUAUACUCCGAGUGACAUCGAUCCUUCACUGUGCACUCAUGUUGUUUACGCAUUUGCUGUCCUCGACGCUGACACAUUAGUUAUGAAACCACACGACACAUCGUUGGAUAUUGAAAACAAAUUCUAUGAAAAGGUAACUGCCCUAAAAAGCCGAGGCGUUAGAGUCGUAAUUGGUCUAGGCGGCUGGAAUGAUUCUGCUGGCGACAAGUAUUCGCGUCUAGUGAAUAACCCGUCAGCUAGAAAGAAAUUCGUUGUUCACGCGAUAGACUUCAUUGAGCAGUUUGGCUUCGAUGGACUGGACCUAGAUUGGGAGUAUCCUAAGUGCUGGCAAGUGGAAUGCGAAAAGGGACCUUAUUCCGAUAAGCAAGGGUUUGCCAGCUUAAUAAAAGAGCUUCGCUCUGCUUUCGACACACGAGGACUUCUUUUAUCUACCGCCGUUUCUGGAAGCAAACGAGUCAUUGAUUAUGCAUACGAUGUGCCAACUUUGUCUAAAAACUUGGACUGGAUAGCGCUCAUGACGUACGACUACCACGGCCAAUGGGAUAAGAAGACUGGUCACAUUGCACCCAUGUAUGCUCGCGAGGACGACGAUGACUCUACUUUCAACGCUAACUUCACUGUCAACUACUGGAUCCAGAAAGGUGCAGCUCGACAGAAGCUAGUUCUGGGAGUGCCCAUGUACGGACAGUCUUUCUCUCUCCUGGACAACUCUGCGAACGGCUUAAGCGCACCCGCAGACGCUGGCGGUGAUCCUGGAGACGAGACUAGAGCCAGGGGCUUCUUAGCAUUCUACGAGAUAUGCGAACGCAUUAGAGUUUAUGGCUGGCGAGUGGUCAAAGACUAUGGCGGACGCAUGGGUCCAUACGCAACGCGCGACGACCAGUGGGUUUCAUUUGACGACGAUUUCAUGGCACGCCACAAAGCGGAGUAUGCACGUGCAAUGGGACUGGGAGGAAAUAUGGUGUGGGCUCUAGACUUGGACGACUUUACGGGCCAGUACUGCGGCUGUGGCAAGAGUCCGCUGUUGAGCAGUAUAAAUCACGUGCUGAGAGGCAAGCAGGCUCCACCACCUUGUGAACUGCAGGAAGUACCGGGGGCAACAGUACCAACAGCUAUCACAGAAGGUGCAAUAACCGAUACAUCCAGUGAAGUGGAGUCCGGUGAAUCUGCGCCAGCUAUUCCUGAAAUAGACUCGGACAUUGAGACAAGUGGCUAUCUCGAUGGCAGACCUUGCUCUGGAAUGAUGUUUAAAGGCGAUGACACUAAUUGCAAUAAAUAUUACCUAUGUUUCAAUGGAGUAUACAUGCAGCUUACUUGUCCGGAUGGUUUACUUUGGAAUGGAAAUCACUGUGAUGAACCACAUAAAUCCCGAUGCAGGACCAAAACGAAUCUAAGAAUAACUGCAGGGGAAGGAACUGUCGUGGACUCGAAUGAAAAACCGAUUGUUGGGUGUUAUUUCACUGACUGGGCAUAUUACAGACGUGAAAAUGGAAGUUUUGGUCCGGAUCAAUUAGACGUUUCUAUGUGUACCCAUGUAAUUUAUGCCUGGGCCCAUCUUGACAAGAAGUCUUUCAAAAUAAUGCCUGGAAAUUCGGAACUAGACGUAGGAUAUGACUUCUAUGGAAAAGUUACAAGUCUCCGGCAUACUGGAGUGAAGGUGAUCUUGGGCGUCGGUGGUCUCGAAGACUCAGAGGAAGAAAAGUGGCAUGAAAUGGCUUCAACCUCACAAAACAGAAAGAAGUUCAGCAGAUCUGUUUACAAAUUCUUGCGGAAAUGGAACUUUGAUGGGUUGCAAAUUGCCUGGCAGUAUCCUGGUUGUCAUCAGGUCCCAUGCUCAUCAUAUAGACAACUCGCAGAGCGGGAUAACUUCAGCUCAUUGCUGAUAGAGCUAUCGCAAAAGCUUCGGUCUCACGCCAUGGAGUUAUCCGCAAUGGUCGCGGCAUCACCUGAAAUUGCUUCUACUGCUUACGAUCACGCGGUGCUCAAAGAUAAUGUUGACUGGCUAGCAAUCGCUGCUAAUGAUUACUACACUACUUCCAGUGGACGGACUGGAUAUUUGGUGCCUUUAGAGACAACGGAACAGUGGGACAAUAACUUCAACGCAACUGUAGAAUACUGGUCUAGCGUAGUACCAGGCAGACAGCUAGUGCUUGGAAUCCCAGCUUAUGCCAGGACGUACUCGCUAAGAACGGUGACCAAUCGCGAGGUGGGCGCGCCAGUAUUCGGCCCUGGUGCACCUGGACCCUUCACCGGAGUUCCAGGCUUUUUAGCUUAUCAUGAGCGCUGCGCCUUCAAGCCAGAAGACUGGCAUGAGACUCGCACUCGCAAAGGCACGUAUGCCGUAUAUGGAUCGCAAUGGGCGUCAUACCUGCUUCCGGAGGAAGUGCACCUGAUGACGUCACUGGGCAUGCGCGCGGGCCUGCGCGGCGCCGCGCUAUGGGCCAUGGACCUCGACGACUGGCGCGGCGCGUGCUCUUGCGUGCCGCGGCCACUCCUGACAGCUAUGAAGCAAGCCGUUCAUGAACCGCUGUUAGCACCUUCCUUGUGUAUAUAGAAGUUUAUAAUCAUUUCGAAGAUUAGUGAUAAUUUUAGAGUAAACUCAGGAAGCAUUUUUUACCAUAGUAAUUAGAUUUCUUUGACACGAGAAAACAAUAAAAACAUUUAGAACAUAUGUUCGUCCAUUAGUAGAUAGCGUACAUUAUGAUUAAUUAUGAUCUCCUUAAACAUAGCUGGGCAUUAACUCGAUUAUCCGUUAAUCGGUAAUUAACGAAGUUAACAUUUUGAUUAACAGAUUAACUUUUAAGUUAACUUCAAAAGUGUUCACGGACUCAUUAACUUCCGUUACAUUUUCCUAAGUCCGUUAAUCGUUAAUCGCGCCGCACUGCUCCGCAAAAAACUAGUCUUGGCCGCGUAGCCAACAUGCAAAUCGCUUACGCUCCGUAGCAAUCGAAACGCAACUGUCACUGUCGCAAUAAUAUGGAAGAGUGAUAGAGAGAUCUAAAUAGGCGAAUUGAUACAGUGGCGAAUUGUAUUGCUACUCAUUGGAACAUUUUCUUCAAGGAUAUUAUACUACUAUUAAAAAUAUCAAAAUCUGUUAGUUCUUCACGUUCAUUAAAAAGUCUGCAAGCACGUCUAAUAAACAUAUUACGAGCACAACAUGUUUUGCUAAUAGGGAGAGAGAACAAUUCCUUUCUGCGCCAUUGAGUAUACGGGCACGAGGGACCAUGAGAUAAACCAUUUCAAGUAAGGAAGGGAUUUCUAAUUUGAAUUAAGUAUUUUGUAUAAUAAAACAGAAUCUGCGAAGUCACGCCGAUUACUGAGUGGCUGCAUUUUGUGGCGUCGUAAGGAAUCGGCAUAAUUAACAUAAUUAUUUCCAGUUCUAAAAUCAAGCGACUUUAUAAACUUCUUUUGGAGCUUUUCAAUUCUAUCGAUAUGUAUAGAAUGAAAAGGCUUCCAAACGGUACAAGCAAAAUCAAGACGGCUACGGACAUAAGGUAGAAGUACUAGUGCUCGACGCUGCACUAGUACUCGACAUGAGCACUUUAUGUCAAAGUGACAAGGAUUAAGUUCGAAUACAGAAAAAUCUUCGUUGUUCAAAUUUAACCUAUAUUUCCAUGAAAUAAAGUGUCCAUGUCGAUGACUAGUGCAGCGUCGAGCACUAGUACUUCUACCUUAGCUGUUGUAAAGUAUUUUAUAAGUUAAUGAAUUUUUUAAGGGUUUUCCGACACGUAAAAUAAAACCUAAAUGUUUAAAAGACUUUUUUAGUAUAUUUUCUAUAUGAGGAAUGAAUGACAAUUUUGCAUCCAUUGUUACACCAAGAUCCCUAAUUUCAGUAACUCUGUUUAAAAUUUCAUCGCAAAGUGUAUAACAAUAAUCUAUAUUUUUCUUUUUUCUUGAGCAUGUUAUAACAGUACAUUUAUCAUUAUUUAGGAAAAGAUUAUUAUCGAAGCAGUAUCUUUUAAGAUUUAGUAAAUCCUGUUGUAAUAGGUCACGGUCCGAAGGACUUUUCAUUACUCUAAAUAUUUUAGUAUCAUCAGCAUAAAGUAAUACGUUCGAAAAUUUCGAACGUUUCAAAGAACGUUCGAAAGUUUUUUUUUUUUUAGUCUGUGAUAUCGUUUAUAUAUAACAUAAAAACAGAAAGAGUGCAAAAGUGUGAGAGUAAACGGUCCAAAUUAAAACCAUAUUCGCAUUCCAAUUUAUACGUGGCCGUAUUUGAGGGACUAGGUAUGUUUAUUUUGUAUUAAUCUUUACCUACGGCGAAAAUAUAAAUUUCGUUAUUUGCCUCUAGAGUAGAGAGGUGAUAGAUCACUCUUGCAUAUACGAGCAAUAGAGAGGUAAAUACCUUUUCUAUUUUCACGGUGGCCUUUAGAUGAUUAAAUUACACAUCCUAAUUGUUCACGUCUUUUUAGGAUUCCGUAGUUAACUAGAAAACCUUAUAGUUUCACCAUGUCCGUUUGUCUGUCUGUCCAUCCGCGCAAUUUCUGUUGCUUAAUUUUUGUUGCGUGUUAACGGAUUAACGAUUAACGUUAACUUGCGUUGUCUUCCGAAAUGUAACGGUUUAGCGGUUAUCGAACUUAACUUUUUUUAUUAACGGAUUAGCGAUUAACGAAGUCAAUUAUUUGAUUAAUUAUACCCAGCUACGUCCUUAACAUUCUGUAUUUUUAAAUUAAUUUAUAAACGUAUAUCAGAUCUAAAAUGCCGUAAAUUGUUUUCUUCUGUUAACGAUGAAUCUUAUAUUAUUAUGAUAUAAGCAGGUAAUAGUUAUUUACGAUACAAGUGCGAAAAAUAGGAAAUUCGUAACGAGUGACUAUAAAUUAAAACACGACCGAAGGGAGUGUUUUAAAUCAACACGAGUUGCGAAUUACCUAUUUGCACAUGUAUCGUACAACGUUUUACAGUACAUAUGACCCUUUAAAUUUUCGACAUAGUUACAUAAUGUACUAAUUUACGCACUAGUGCGGAAAAGUAGUACCAUAUGUACUGUAAAAAUUAUUGUCCAUUGUAUGGACAUAAACAUAUUGGUGAAUUUUGUGCCAACUAUUUCUAAAUGAGAUUGAAAAAUACUAGAAUGUACUGAUAGCAUAAUAAGUAUGUACAGAAAUAUUAAUGUGAUAUUUUUUGUAGAAUAUAGAAAGUUUCUAAAUAAAACAUUGCUUUUACUUUUAUUCCUGAUACAUAAUAAUACCUACCUACCUAUACCUACAUAAAAGUUAACGUACUUACAUUUAUUAUUUAAGAUUGAAGUGUCCCCCACGAUU
Messenger RNA from Cydia pomonella (codling moth), 12018 nucleotides. RefSeq names its product probable chitinase 10 (gene ChiR1). The coding region runs from base 495 to 9314 and encodes 2939 amino acids. The transcript has 52 exons. Lineage: Eukaryota; Metazoa; Arthropoda; Insecta; Lepidoptera; Tortricidae. The record is from RefSeq and is a predicted model, not a curated record. Gene Ontology annotation, biological process: carbohydrate metabolic process; chitin catabolic process. Gene Ontology annotation, molecular function: chitinase activity; chitin binding. Gene Ontology annotation, cellular component: extracellular region.